GAUAUCGUAAUGCCUUUAAACGAAUCACGUCCGCGAUUCUUUGCAUUUGUAAUUGAUUUCAAGGAUAAAAAUGAGUAUUUUCUACCAAUUUCUUGUUACAUUAGCGCAAUAGGCAUAGUGGCUACAAAUGUCAUAGUGAGCAGUGAUACGACGCAUAUCAUGUGCAUCCUUCAUGUUUGCAGUCUGUUUGCUGCCAUCAGCACACAAGUUGAAAACAUAAUUCCAAAAAAUAAUAAUAUCAAAAUAAAUAAACGUGCAUACAAAAUGGAUCUUGAUUCGUCAAAUGAAAAAAUAACAUACCAAACAUACAUAACAUGUUUAAAAAAAUAUCAGCUUGCUCUAGAGUAAAUAACGUUUGUUCAAUUGUCUUCCUAUACAUGGUAU
Messenger RNA from Solenopsis invicta (red fire ant), 384 nucleotides. RefSeq lists its product as uncharacterized. The record is from RefSeq and is a predicted model, not a curated record. The coding region runs from base 10 to 348 and encodes 112 amino acids. Lineage: Eukaryota; Metazoa; Arthropoda; Insecta; Hymenoptera; Formicidae. The transcript is spliced from 2 exons.